AUGGUGAGAGAAGGCGAGGCAGCUGCCCAACAGCCCUACAUCUAUCAGGGAAUGGGCCUGGAGCAUAUGCUGGAGCUGGCGACGGGCUUCAAAAAGACCUUUGACUCACUGUGUCACAAGCUGGCCGAAAAGGUGCAAGGGAAAGAGGAGUUUGGAGGAUGGAAAGUCUCCUACAUGGAUGCCCCAAUCAAGUCAAAGGCAUCGGCAGAAAGCAAAGUGAACACCGAAUAUCACGGCGACUGUCGACAACUGAAGGACUCAUUUGACCAGAAGUCGUUGAAUGACGUGGUGCGGGGCACUCUGGUCAUUGAUGGUAACGUUGACACAACAUCCAUCGAGACCGUCUACAAGCUCCUGGAACAGCUGGUGAAGAGCGAGGAACUUCUUCGUGAUGCGAACGCGCGGUUCACACGCUUCUCCGAUCGUUACCAGAAUCCUGUUGGGCCAAGCCAGUCCGUUGGCUUGAAAUGGCAGUUCUUUUCUUCGCGGAGGUAUCGGGACUUUUUGUUCCUGCUGAAGAUUGGUGAUUUCCUUUGUGAGCUGCAGAUGGCUCACCUCUUCAAGAGAAGGCAGAACAAGCAACACAAAGUAUACGAGAAGGAGCGCAUGGGCACUCGCAAGCUUCUGGAAGCUGCAAUGAACAAGGAUGAAAACAUGGUGCGAAUUCUGCUAUCCACUGACAUUGACAAGGGCCAUUUGGUGAGCACUCGCGAUUGCCAUGGUUUUACUCCAUUGCAUUACGCUGCCAGGCAUGGUGCCAUUGGCAUUCUGGAGAACCUCAUCGAUGCAGGUGCCGACGUCAUGGCCGUGGACCAAGAGGGCCUAUCGCCCCUAUACCAUUCGGUGAUGAUGCAGCACCUGGAAGCCAGUCGCAAGCUCUUAGAACAGAUGUCCAAGCGGCCCAAGCAGGAUCUACGGACUCCCGCCCUUCAGAAAACCAUGCAGAGCAUCUGGGGAGCCAUUCACUUCUCCGAGAGGCUCCGUGGACUGAAGGUGAACGCCUGCGAGCUGGCGAAGAGAGCCUUCACAACGCCAGCCAGGCACGUGUUUGGCCUUGCCGCCUCCGGUGACGUGCUGGCCAUGAAGGCGGCACGCGAGACCUUAGACGAGGAGUACUUGGGAUUGGGGUGGUUUCAAACCACCACCGAUGUGGCCACCGGCAUGCGGAUGCUAAUGCUGGACUGGGCCAUCGCCAGCGGUUCGGCAGCCAUGGCGACUUUGGUCCGUGAGCUUGGAAACAGCGUCAGCCGAUUUGGUGAUGACCUCUCGAUGUAUUCCAAGAAGGAAGAAGUCCAGUCGCUAGUCUCCAGAGGGCAGAAGGGCAGAUUCAGGGCGUACCAUGCAGUGCGACCCAUCCUGCCCCAAGAGAUGGCGGAGUAUCUCUGCCUAGCGUGCGAGCACCAACGUUUGGACAUGGCGUACGCCAUUUGGACGAUGGCCAGCGGAGACCUCAAAGAGGUGCUAAACGCAGAGCAAAAGGCCUCCCUGGCCGAGCUCGGGGGAGACGCGGCGGCCACCGGCCACAUCGAGUUCGUACGCCUGCUCAUCGAAGCCGAGGUGCCCCUGGACCAUGAGUCCAAGAGGAACGGGAAGAAGAUGAUCCGCCGAGCCGCGGACAACGGACAGGUGCAGGUGAUCCGACACUUGGCCGCCGCAGGCGCGUCGGUGGAAGGCAGCGAUCUCGGUGCGGCGGCGUCGAAGGGACAUCUCCAAGCGAUGAAAGCGCUGAUCGAGGCCAAAGCUGAUCCGAACGACAGGUAUGGCAGCGCCGCAUCAGACUGCCCCGCGGGCCGGGCUGCGAUGAGCAACCAGUCCGAAGCCUUGCAGUUGCUUCGGUCGCGCGGGGUGAAUAUCGGCACGAAGGAGCUAAUCGCCUUGGCCAAGGAGAAGCAGAGCAGGGAAUGCCUGGCAGUGAUGGAAGAGCAUCGGGCCGAAACAGCGACCUGA
Messenger RNA from Durusdinium trenchii, 1947 nucleotides. NCBI's taxonomy places the organism in Eukaryota, Dinophyceae, Suessiales, Symbiodiniaceae. The record is from the annotation of a GenBank genome assembly.